Messenger RNA from Corticium candelabrum, 888 nucleotides. Its product is annotated as retinaldehyde-binding protein 1-like. The record is from RefSeq and is a predicted model, not a curated record. Gene Ontology annotation, molecular function: phosphatidylinositol bisphosphate binding. Gene Ontology annotation, cellular component: membrane. The transcript has 3 exons. Bases 28 to 888 code for a protein of 286 amino acids. Lineage: Eukaryota; Metazoa; Porifera; Homoscleromorpha; Homosclerophorida; Plakinidae.
ACUCAUCCUCUCCUUCCCCACUCCAACAUGGAGCCCAUAGCCGUCUUCCCCAGCCAAGACAAGCUGCACACCCUCUCCACAGACGCCACACAGAAAGCAGCAAACGACCUGGACGAAACCGACGAGACAAAACCCUCAUCUCUCACCAAGCUGCGACAACUCCUAGACACCAGCCUCUCAACACCAGACACCAAAGCCUCCCUCCACCUCCCAGACCCUGACAUUCUGACGUCAGACAUUUUUCUCACUAAAUUUCUUCGCGCACGGAAUUUCGACGCCGAGCAGGCCCACCGCCUCAUCCUCAAUUACUACACCUUCCAAGCAAACCAUCCCUUCCUAUUUACGGAUCAUAAUGCGGUGACGUUAAGUCCCGUGUUUGAUGCGGGAAUAUUUGCUGUUUUGCCCAAUAGAGACAGACAGGGACGCGUUGUGGUUCUCUUCUUUCCUGGACGACAUCGAUUGUGUGAGAUUCCGUUUGAUCACAUGCUGCGGGCUUGUGUGUAUGUCUUGGAGCGGGCGGUGAGGAGUGCGGAGACGCAAGUGAACGGGAUUGUGUUGUUGGAGGAUUUCGAUGGGUUCACGUUGAAGCAGGCGCUUGGAUUGAAGGCGAGGGAUUUGAAGAAUUUGGUGACUCUAGCGCAGGAUUGCUUUCCAGUCCGACUGACAGCAAUUCACAUGGUCAAACAGCCAAAAUUCAUAACACUCAUCAUGUCAAUCAUUCGACCCUUUCUAGCCGCAGACGUCAGACGGAAGAUUAUCAUGCAUGGAACCGACUUUAGAAGUCUUCAUCACGAGUUUGAACCAAGCACUUUGCCGUUUGAAUUUGGAGGCACGACUGGACCAGUCGAUAUACAAAGUAGCAAGCAAAUGUUGCUGGAUGAGCAGUGA